Messenger RNA from Alternaria postmessia, 1956 nucleotides. RefSeq lists its product as uncharacterized. The record is from RefSeq and is a predicted model, not a curated record. The transcript is spliced from 2 exons. NCBI's taxonomy places the organism in Eukaryota, Fungi, Ascomycota, Dothideomycetes, Pleosporales, Pleosporaceae. The coding region runs from base 1 to 1956 and encodes 651 amino acids.
AUGGCCAGCUCAACCGACGAGUCGUCCGAAUACGACUCUGGCCCCCGCAGCCGAAUGGAAGACUACCACGCGGCGCAUAGCGGGAGAGGUGCGCCUGCGCCUGCAACUCCAGGAGCAGAUGGAGAUAAGGAGGACCUGUUUCUGAACAUUGCCGCAGACAGCGCGCCCAAGCCCCAGCGCCCAGCAGAGUCCGCAGCAGCGCGCGUCGAUCGAUUGAAGUCACGAGUGGCCCGAGUCAACAACCGGCAGUCGCUCCCCUCUGCGCUGCAGUCGCCCUCGCCCGUGCAGUCGACCUCAGUGACACCAACAACAACAAGCCGCAUACCCUCCGCUGUUGCCCUGGAAGCCAGGUCGAGCGGCAUACGUCGGUCAUCGCUUUUGCCUACUCCCUCCAGAUACGAGCGAUCCCCAAACUCGCCUGCGCCUGACGCAAUACGAACCCGGGAUCUCAACCACAAAGCCUCCUUCACCUCAUCACGAAGAGACGCAGAGCUCUCCCCACGCGACUUCCUAGCCCAGUUCUCAAACUCGUCCAGACGACCAUCUCAGCCUGAGGUGCAACACACGCCGCCAAGUCGCACCCCAGCAUACCCUUACAGGCCGUCAAACCUGUCACACGAGCCACGGACGCCCCAAGUGGAGACGUCGUUUGAGGCUGGUUCACGCGCCGAUGGUACCGAGUCGCAUGGCUCUACAGGGCCUGCUGCGUCUGUGUGGGACGAGCUGGACGAGUUGAAGUCCAGGAUACGGAAGAUCGAGAUGGGCGGCAAGAUACCAUCGACAUCAGGCGCCAUCGUGAAUCAAGCUUCGGCUUCGGCUUCGGCCGAUCGUCCACGAACAGCCAAUACUUCAGCUACGACAGUGUCCUCUUCACCAAACCAGCAGCGCAAAUCGAACCCGUCACCCUCUGAGUCGACAGUGGGCAGUAAUACACCUAACAACAGCAAGACACACCCUCUGCUGCGGGACGCUCUCAGCAAAGCUAGGCAGCAUGUCUCUCCAGCUGUGUACCGCACCCUAGAAUCGACCGCGACAGAAGCACUCGCGUUGGCAGAGAUGAGCGGCAGUGCGGGACCGCAGGGCACACUCCAUUCUGCUAGCUCCAUCAUCAACGGCUCUGUAGUGUCGGAUCGCCAGGUCCGUCGCAAAGCCGACAACCUCUGCCGUAGUCUUACAGAGCUCUGUAUAGCUCUAUGUGACACCAAAACUGGUCUUGCCAGUCCAGCCUUCCGAUCAAAUACAGCCACAAUAUCACGCAGGCCAAGCGUACAAUUCAAUGGCGAUUCGCCGACAAUCCGACAAAGCAUCGAACCCGAAAGCAACACAUUGACUGGCGUCAGCCCUAGCAGAGCCAUGUCACGCAUCGAGGCUCGAAGGACCAGUAUGCUUAUUCCUGAACCCAAUGGCAGCCAAAGAGGUAACAGCCAAGAACCUUACGACGACAGACACACUCCGUCGCGCAUGCAGCGGGCAGGCACAAGCUUCCACCAGACACGCAACAGCGUGGAUGAGGAAGAUGAGGACCCAAUAUUUCGUGCGCCAUCCCGUGCAAUGACCUCCAUCGAUUUUAGAGCCCGUCAUGGUGGUCAGAGUCAAGCAGACAACAAAAAUCGAUUCAGCAGACAGUACACAUCUCGCGAGCCAAUGCCUGACCUACAACCAUCACCUGCGCUCCAAACUACCGCUAGUUUGCGUCGGCCCAGUGUCUCAAGUAGUACGCCCUCGAAUGAGCAUAGUCUACUAUUCCGGGACGGUCAGAGCCGCUACGGUCACAACUUAGGUCGUGAAGGCUCGCCAGCCAACUACGAGAAGACCUUGACAGGGGGUUUACGACCACGAGCGCAAUUGAAUGUUGCUCGGAAUCCGAACAACAGACACUCAGUGGGCGGUGUGUCGGAUAUUGGGCGUAGCGUGAGCUUAGGCAGGCGACUGAGGGGAACAAGUAUCGGAGAGUGA